ACCCGGCAGCUGCCCUCACACCUCUCGCCGUUCCUAUCCCGGAGGAGCGAACCGCCGAGGGAGAGAGGGGAACGCCGUCGGGCCGGCCAUGCCGCUGCCGCUGGCCAGGGCGAGGAGGGGGUUCUCCCCGCAGCCGCCGGCCCGCCCCUCCUCGUCUCCUUCCUCGUGCAGGUUGCAGCUCGAGCAGGAUGUGCAGGAGCUGCAGAAGGCUCUGCGGGAGGAGACGGCGCUGCACUCCGUGCUCGAGGGCGCGCUCGAGCGCGCCGCCGUCACCCUCGCCGACAUGGCCUACCUCCCCACCAACGUACGCACGCGCGCCGCGGCGCGGUUGCUGAUUCCCCGCCAUGGUGUACGGGUGCUGACGCUACAUGUCUCCUCACUCCCGCUGUCUCUGCAGGCGCAGGAGCUGAUCUCCAACAUCUGCAUCCUGGAGACCGCGGUCACGAAGCUGGAGGAGGAGAUGGUCUCCCUGCAUUUCCAGCUCAUCCAGGAGAGGAACGAGAGGAGGCUCGUUGAGUACCGCCUCAAGCAGCUGCCGCCGUCGGCUUGCUCCUGCCACUCUGGGAAACUCGAACCGGAGGAUGCCACAGGUGAAAAAUGUAAUCAGGGAGAGAAGGUUUAUCCUCGUGCUGUCCUGCAUGAACAAGUUAUGAAGUUACAGAGACAGAUCUCUGUUAAAAGCUUAGUGAAUCCUAAUCAGCUUUCAGAGGACAUCGUCCGCUGCAUGAGGAACAUUUUUAUUUCCUUAUCAGAUUCCUGCAGAGACUCCUCAGGGAAUUCCUCCAUGGAGAAUCAGCAGUCUGUUCCAUCUCCCAGCGGAAACUAUUCAAUUUCUGCAUUCUGGUCUCUCUCGGAACCAUCUUCCAUAUCUUCUUGGGUACAGAGCCCUCAAGUUGAUUUGAACUACAACAAUAAUUUAUUAGCUUCAGAGACCGUUUUUGACCCUUACAAAGCUCGCGACAAGCUUAGCUGGGCUGACAUAGGAACCUACAGUGCAGCGGCUGAAGUUUCAUGGAUGUCAGUUGGGAAAAAGCAACUUGAAUAUGCUGCAGAGUCACUUCGCAAAUUCAGGUUGUUCAUUGAGCAGUUAGCAGAAAUAAACCCUGUUCACCUCAAUGAUGAUGCAAGGCUGGCAUUUUGGAUCAACCUAUACAACGCGUUAAUGAUGCACGCUUAUCUUGCUUAUGGUGUUCCACGGAGUGACAUGAAACUGUUUUCACUGAUGCAAAAGGCCGCAUAUACAAUUGGGGGGCAAUCAUUCAGUGCUGCAUUUAUUGAAUAUGUGAUUCUGAAGACGAAACCACCAAGUCAUAGGCCACAGAUGGCCCUGCUUCUUGCCCUUCAGAAGAUGAAGGUACCUGAGGAGCAGAAAAAAUUCUGCAUUGAGGCACCUGAGCCACUUUUGACAUUUGCUCUCAGCUGUGGAAUGUAUUCUUCUCCUGCAGUGAAGAUAUACACAGCAGAUAAUGUGAGGGAAGAACUUCAAGAUGCACAGCGUGAUUUCAUUAGAGCAUCAGCAGGAGUAAGUCGAAAAGGGAAGCUUCUGGUCCCUAAGAUGCUACACUGUUUUGCCCGUGGUUUUGUUGAUGACAGCAGCUUCCCUAUUUGGAUAUCGCAUUUUCUACCUCAGCAGCAAGCUACAUUUGUUGAUCACUGUGUGUCUCAAAGGCGGCAAAGUCUCCUGGGCACCCGUACUUUUGGCAUCAUUCCAUUUGAUUCUCGGUUCCGGUACCUCUUCCUGCCAGAUACAGGAUCGUUAAAUUAACUUCCAGCAAUAUCCAGAUCGUUGCCCAGAUAACCUAAUUGCCUAACAGCCAACAGAACAUAAGCAGUCCACAUCUACUGUACAAGGCUCCAAGCGCUGUUAGACAGUUGAAACAAGAGAGUAUCUGUCUUUGGAAUUGCAAGUAUAUCUAGGAAACAAAGUUUAUAUCCGUGGAUCAUGGAAGUAUCGACUUCGAGAAAACAGAGCCCACUGGUUGAGAUCUGUGUCACUGGAAGUCAGAUGUAUAUCUUCAGAAUGUCUUAAUAGUUUCCUCUGCUUCGACACCCUGUCGAGUUUCCUCAAAAAUCUGUACAUAUCUUCUCUUCCAAACAAAAUUAAAUUCAUCGUGGUGCUGUUUACCAAA
Panicum hallii is the source of this 2129-nucleotide messenger RNA. RefSeq lists its product as uncharacterized. The transcript is spliced from 9 exons. The record is from RefSeq and is a predicted model, not a curated record. Lineage: Eukaryota; Viridiplantae; Streptophyta; Magnoliopsida; Poales; Poaceae. The coding region runs from base 89 to 1765 and encodes 558 amino acids.